This is a messenger RNA of Saccoglossus kowalevskii, 733 nucleotides long. Its product is annotated as axonemal dynein light chain domain-containing protein 1-like. NCBI's taxonomy places the organism in Eukaryota, Metazoa, Hemichordata, Enteropneusta, Harrimaniidae. The record is from RefSeq and is a predicted model, not a curated record.
CCUGGAUAUUAGCCUGAUAAUACAGCUCGAUGUGCGACUUUUAUUGAAAUAGAUCAACCUCUCUGUACCAGCGAAGGAUUUCAAGUUCGACAACGCAAUACGUUGCCGACGUUUGAACUGUAAUUCAAGCUGAAAUCGGAAGAAUUCUGAUUGCUGUUCUGAACCGGAAGUGUAGUCGUAGCCUUGCGAUUAAUGGCAUUUUAUCGUUUGCAUAAUUAAUAAGGAUGCCUGUUUACGCACGAAUAUGUAUUUAAAGUGUCACAUCUAUGUAUGACUACAUUGUUGCAUAGUUGAACUACGAAGUUUUACAGCAAGACGUGCGUGCGAGUUUGACUAUUGUUUAUUUUGAUUAAAAAAAUCCGAAAUGUCGACUGCUGUUUCCCAAAAUCCUGGAAAUGAGUUGGCACUAGCGCCGAUGCCACCUCCUGGUAGUCCUCACCAAAACACAUCUAGAUCUGACUCGAGACAUUCCACACCAAGAAUGACCAAAGUAAAGGUAGUUUUAACAGAUGAAGACAGAGAAGAAAGUCCCCUACCUGAACUAAAGUCUAGCGAGAUGACUGUGGACAGGACCAAACCAUUGCCCACAUCACUACAAAGUGAAUUCAUACCAGAGGAUAUAUUAAAUACAUUAACUCAGCUACCUCAGAGUAAUCAAGAUCAGUUAGGUCCACCACUGAGAACAAAAGUCAUAACUUACAGGGUAUGUCAUGUGUUAGCUGUCCAUAGCUAA